This is a messenger RNA of Magallana angulata, 1470 nucleotides long. RefSeq lists its product as uncharacterized. The record is from RefSeq and is a predicted model, not a curated record. The transcript has 2 exons. NCBI's taxonomy places the organism in Eukaryota, Metazoa, Mollusca, Bivalvia, Ostreida, Ostreidae. The coding region runs from base 51 to 452 and encodes 133 amino acids.
AAGAAUUCGAGAAUAUAGCCCUGCACUCAUCCGGGUAUCUAAGCUCUACAAUGGUCGAUUAUCCCUUCGAAUACGCCGUUGAUGGCAUCACGACCAACGACAAUGCGCACGCGCGGACAAACUUUGAAGACUUUCCCUAUCUUGUCCUUGAUUUUGGACGGAAUGUUUCGAUAGACCGAGUAGAGAUAUUUGGAAUCUUGGACGCACCGUAUUUUCAACAUUGGCCCAGGCUUCACGACGUAGAAGUGAGGGUCGGUAUGACGGAUGAGUGGGAGUUCAUGGAGUAUUGUAAUUACUUCAUGGGGCCCGAUUCCUACCUAAUUAAGGUUGAUAUUAAUUGUGAUCAGUGUCUGGAGGGUCAAUAUGUCGUCUUCAAAAUCGUGAGCACCGAUUACCUGGGGGAGGGGAAUAACGCUUUGGUGGUAAAGGAGGUUAAGGUGUAUGGACGAUAAGUUUUCGGAAUAUUUACUUAACAUUAAAAGACAGUUAAUUAGGCCCACUUGAUAUUUUUUUUAAAAUUAAAACUAUAAUUUUUGUAAACAUUUGCCUUAUUUUGGUGUCCGUAUGUGUUUAUGAGUUGUUACUCAAACAAACUUUGGAAGCUCAAACGAGAAAGAUUUUUUAUAACUAAAAGUUUGGCGGUCUCCACAUUCCUGUGGUAUUGGUUGUCUUGCAUACAGUUUAGCAAACUGCAAAAUGAAUAUGAUUUAUGAUUUGCAUAAUAUUAGCAGACUAUUGCAUUUUAACAUGUAACCAUGCAUCAAAAAAGCUGCAAGGGCCAUUAAAAUGAUUAAAGCUGAUCUUCUCAACGUCAGUUGGUAAGCAGCUUGGUGUCUUAACAAUCCUUACGAAAUCGACUUCAUGAUGCGGGACUGUAUGCGUGCCAGGAAACCUGCAUUGUGCCCACCGUUGACCUUGGAACAUUGCAAUCGUCGCCUCCAGUUUGCUAAAGGUCGUGUCAACUGGAACCAUCAAUCAUAUCCAAGGAGUGCUUUGGACUGAUGAAUCCAGAUGUUGUCUGGAUUUCAAUGAUGGACGUAGGUGUGUAUGGAGCAAGAAGAACGAGCGAUUCAGGCAUAGAGGAAGACAAAUGGGAGAUUUAAAGCCUGUGGAUGGAUAAGGUGAUCAAUUAAUAUUUGGAAAAGAAAACAAACGAGAAGAUGGAUUGGCCAGCAUCUGACCUUAAUCCAAAGAGCAUGUAUGGGACAUCAUCCAGAGACAAAUACCAACUUGAAGUAAAUCCAAUCUAACACUCUCCACGAGCUUGAGAUUGCUCUUGUUGAGGAAUGGUCAAGGAUUCCCCAGGAUAACUGCUAAAAUUUAAUGAAAAGUUUUCAAAAUCCAAGCAGGGAAGUUUUGGGACUAGUGUUGGUCACACAAGAUGCUGAAAACAAAAGUAACUACAACAGUAUGGACUGAUCAUGUUUAUUAAUAGGUUUUUUUUUCCCUUUGAUGUCCUGUAUUGAUAUA